GGCGGCGGCGGCGGUGGCGGCGGCGGUAGCGUUUGUCCCUGCCUCUCCGCCACCUCCUCCUCGGCCUUAUCUCCCGGCCGGCGGUGUUGGCGGGGAGGGGGACAGUAGUUGUAGACGCCCGCCCCGGCCUGAGAGAAGGUAAAGGGGAGUGGAGUAUUGAUCUAGUAGACCUUAUCAUUUCUGCAUCAUGGUUUUUAACUCCCCAGUUGUUACACAGUCUAUUUGGAGAAGGGUCAUGCUAAAAAACUGAAGCAGUUAAUAAGUGAAGAUGAUCGAAUUUCUCCACCAAGUUCUCAGCCUGAUAAGGAGGGAAAGACAAAGGGAAAGGAAGGAAAAACAACUGCAGCACUGCUCCACAGAUCAUGAAACUUCCCCCUUAGAACCACUUCUUGUCGACCUCAUGAAGCAUUCAACAAAGACAUAUGACUCAUUUCAAGAUGAACUUGAAGAUUACAUCAAAGUACAGAAAGCCAGAGGCUUAGAACCAAAGACUUGUUUCAGAAAGAUGAGAGAGGACUAUUUGGAAACUUGUGGAUACAAAGAAGAGGUUGAUUCCAGACCCAGGUAUAGAAUGUUUGAUCAAAGAUUCCCAUCUGAAACCAUUCAGAACUACCAAAGAUCAUGCACUGUUUCACAAGCAGUGGGAAACAGGUUGCCACAAUGGCUACCGGCUCAUGACAGAAGACUGAGACUAGACUCUCAGAGAUACUGUCACUCUACUAGGGACCAUUUCUCAGAAAAACCAGUACCCCUGAACCACAGGCAGCAAGAAUAUAAUUGUGGAACAUCCAGAGUAGAAUCUGGAGUUUAUAAGCACCUCUUCUCAGAAAACAGUCCCAGUGCUCAAGCCAGUCAUAAACAGACACAUGAGAAGUGUAAAAGGCACCCAGAGGAAGGCAGAGAAAAGCCAAAGGAAGAAGAACCCAAGCAUAAGAGGGGAAAAGGUUGUGAGGAAACAGAUUUAGACAAACAUCAGAGCGUCCAAAGAGACAGAACAGAAAUGGCAACAGUUGGGGUCAGUACAAAAAAGCUUAAGAAUAGAAAGGAGAAAAGAAGCCGAGAUAUUACCUCCAAGAAAGAGGAACGUAAACGUAAAAAACAGAAAAAGGAAGAAGGUGAAGAAAGGACAGAAGAGGAAAUGCUUUGGGACCAGUCUAUCCUUGGAUUUUGAAGCUUUCAAUUGGUUCUCCCAAGGUUUAAUUGAAAAAAAAAAAAGUUGAGGAGGUUGGUUUUAUGGUGUCCAUGUUCAUAUCAUUUUUCUCACAUUAAAGAGGUACUUUGAAUUCUAACAAAGGCCAACUGAACAGGAAGUAGAUGCUUGCUCUCCAACAUGGAAAUUAAUAUUCCUCAUUUUCUAAAAGCAUUAUUACAUUUUUCUUACAUAUAAUAUAUUUAUCCUUACAAGAGUGGCUCUUUUAUUCAUAAAAUUCACAUAAUAGAAAUGUUUUUCCCUUGGGAGGUCAGUUACUUUAAAUUAUAAAAUUAAUAAGAUUUCCAGAAUCUAUUUGAUUGGGUUUGUUUUCAGUUCGAGUGGGCUAAUUUUAUAUUCAUUAGUUUUUCUCUAUGAAGCAGUUUAGGUUGAUUUUUCCCUUUGUUAGAUCUAGCUUGCAGUGUAUUUUCUAGUAUUUUCUGGAAAGUGGAAAAUAGAAUAAUAAGCUUAGGUUACAUAUAAUUUUAAAAGUUAUAAAAUUUAUAUUCUAUAAAUCAACUUAUAUUCUAGACAUAUUUAUAAUAAAGUUCUAAUUUCUAUA
Messenger RNA from Erinaceus europaeus (western European hedgehog), 1751 nucleotides. RefSeq names its product lysine rich coiled-coil 1 (gene KRCC1). Lineage: Eukaryota; Metazoa; Chordata; Mammalia; Eulipotyphla; Erinaceidae. The transcript has 4 exons. The coding region runs from base 269 to 1171 and encodes 300 amino acids. The record is from RefSeq and is a predicted model, not a curated record.